This is a messenger RNA of Onychostruthus taczanowskii (white-rumped snowfinch), 3479 nucleotides long. RefSeq names its product histone H3 associated protein kinase (gene HASPIN). Lineage: Eukaryota; Metazoa; Chordata; Aves; Passeriformes; Passeridae. The record is from RefSeq and is a predicted model, not a curated record. The transcript is spliced from 2 exons. Gene Ontology annotation, biological process: intracellular signal transduction; mitotic cell cycle; protein phosphorylation. Gene Ontology annotation, molecular function: histone H3T3 kinase activity; ATP binding. Gene Ontology annotation, cellular component: nucleus; cytoplasm. The coding region runs from base 695 to 3463 and encodes 922 amino acids.
AUAAAUUAAAUUUCUGCUCACACAGGUGUAACACACAGGGCUGUAUUCCCUGCAGAGCUACACAACACAGGUGCAUAAAUUAAUUUAUUCUGCCGUCGCAGCGAUGUGUCUCAGUGUGGAUGGAGCAGCGCCGGCACCAGACUCACAGAAUCACGAGGCUGGAAGAGACCUCCAAGCCCACCGAGUCCACCCUGUGCCCCACACCUCAACCAGACCACAGCACCAAGUGCCACCUCCAGUCCUUUUUUAAACACACCCGGGACGCUGACUCCACCACCUCCCUGCGAAGAGCAUUCCAGUGCUGUAUUAUUCUUUCGGUGAAUUUUUUUCCCCAAUAUCCAGCCUAUGCUUUCCCUGCCGCAGCUGAGGCCGCGUCCUCUGGCUCUGUCGGUGCUGGAGCACACCGAGCCCGGAGAGCAGCGGGGUCCCCGCCGAGCGCCCCCGGCUCCCGGGGAGCCCCCGGGCAGGGUUUGCGCUCCAGCCCCGCACCGGCCACACCGAAACGCCCCGGGGCGGCUGAGUCCCGCACCAGCACCGCCGGGACACCGGGAAUGACACCAGCGGGAGCGACACCGGGACACGGCGGGACACCGGGAACGGGACACCGGGACAUGGCGGGACACCGGGAACGGGACACCGGGACACGGCGGGACACCGGGAACGGGACACCGGGAGCGACACCGGGACACCAGGAAUGACAACACCGGGAGCGACACCGGGCAGGGGGCGUGUCCCGUGGGCGUGUCCUGUCAGUUGUCCCCGCCCCCGCGGUGCGGGCGCUCUCGCGCGCUCUCGCGAUACCCGUUCGAACGGGCGGCGGGCGGGCUCCCUCAGAGGGCCCGGCCCCGCCAUGCCGCUGCGGCCGCGGCUGCUCCGCACCUACUCGCGGCGCGCCGGCUACCUGCGCAUGCUGCCACCGCCCGACCGAUGGAUCUCGCCGCCGCAGGACCGCAGGCGCCUCUUCAGCUCGACCUCCGCCGCCUCCAGCACCGCCUCCAGCGCCCUCUCCGCUUCCAGCGCCUGCUCCAUCCCCUCGGACGACCCCGACUUCUCGCCGCCCGGCGAGCGCCCCCCGCAGCCCCUGGGUAAGCGCCCCGGCUGGGCCGCGCGGCUGCGGACCCGCAGGAAGGAGAACCGGGGCCCGGCCGGGAAGGAGAACCAGAAACCGGCCGAGAAGGAGAACCGGAAACCGGAGACCCGCGGGAGAGGGCAGGAGACCCGGGGCCGGGCAAAGGAGAAGCGGGAGGCGGCGGGGAAGAAGAAGUGGAGCCAGGGCGCAGAGCCCCGCGGGAGCAGCGAGGAGCCCCGGCGGUCGCCGCCGCCGCUGCCCUCGCCGUGCCCGUCCCCGCCGCGCGGUUCCCGCCGCCGCCGCCGCCGCUCGCCCGUGAGACUCAGCUCGCUCCUGCUCAGCACCACCAUCGAGGGCGGCUCGGCGCUGGGCGAUUCCCCCUCGCGGCACCGGCUGCCCCACGGCUCGCCCGAGGGCUGCUCCGGGCAGCGGCCGUCGCUGCUGGGUGCUGGCGAGGAGGUGCCCGAGUGGUUCCGGGCACAAGGCUUGGCUCGGAGCUGUGAGCCCCAGCCCGGGCUGCGGGGGUCCCGCCGUGUUCUGAGGUCGGCGGUGCGGGGACACUGCCCGGCACAAGCUGCCCCGUCCCCAGUGAAAGCCCCAAGCAGUCCCCAGGGAGCGCUGCCGCCACUGGAGGAUGAGCCACAGCUCCCUGUGCCCUGUGACAGCGGCACUCGUGAGGUUCCCUCUCAUCUCACGAGAGAUUUGGCCAAAAGAGGCUCCAGCUGUCAGAGAGACUUAGUCAAGGAGUACCAGCUUGUGCCAGUGGUGGUCCUGGACCCUCUGGAAGUGCCAGUGAGAUUGAAGAGCAUGAAACUCAGCAAAAAGGCUGAUGUUCAACCUGCCUGCUUGCAGCUAGGAUCUCCCGUGGGCCACCAAGGAAUCUUGGAGAAAAAGCACAAAAGGACCAAGGGUGUCCCUGGGGAGGGCAGUACCUGCAGGAAAGCUUGUAUCAGUGGCUUCAGUGCCAGCCGCUGGGGCAGGCACACCCAGCUCAGGCCAAGAAGGUGCAAGAACAAGAGGCAGCAGCAGCCCAAUAACUCCCUUUUCAGACUCCAGACGAGGCAAAAACGAGCUCGGAAGGGAGCUCUGGACAUGUCUGUAGGUGUCAGAAACAAUGACUCUUCACUCCUCAAUAACUCUUAUUCCUGGGCUAGAGUUCGAGCAUCCCUGUCCUUCCAUAAAAAGAAGAAAGUGACCACAGAUGAGAGUUUCUGCAGCAGCAUCCUCUGCACCCCUUCAGGGAAAUCCCAGCUUUCGGGGUACCAAGCCAGCCUGUCUGCUGGGAAAGCUCAGGGCUGCUCCUGGCUUGCUUCCUCCAUGGUCCUGCUGGCUCCCAGGGAUUCCUCCUCUGUCCUGGAGCUGCUCCUUACAGAUGCUGAGAAAGUGUUUGGAGAAUGCAACCAGGAGGGGCCUAUUGCUUUUGAGGAAUGCAUUCCUUUAAAUAAGAUGAAAUAUUGCAAGAAAAUUGGAGAAGGGGUGUUUGGAGAGGUGUUCCAGAUUGACAGCGAGAGAGGACCUGUGGCCUUAAAAAUAAUUCCCAUUGAGGGGACUGAAAAAGUAAAUGGUGAAGCUCAGAAGAGCUUUGGGGAGAUUCUGCCUGAGGUAAUAAUCUCAAAAGAGCUCAGUCUUCUGUCUGAGGGCUCUGUGAACAGAACUGUGGGGUUCAUCAGCCUCUACUCUGUGCACUGUGUCCAGGGGGCCUAUCCCAGGUAUCUCCUGGAAGCCUGGGACAAAUUCCACAAAGAAACAGGCUCAGAAAACGACCGGCCAGACUUUUUUGGGGCUCAGCAGCUCUUCAUGGUGCUGGAGUUUGAGUUUGGAGGCCAGGACCUGGAGCGCAUGAGGAGCAGCUUCUCCUCGGUGACAUCAGCCAGGAGCAUCCUGCACCAGGUGACCGCGUCCCUGGCCGUGGCAGAGCAGGAGCUGCACUUCGAGCACAGGGACCUGCACUGGGGGAACGUGCUGGUCAAAAGCACAGAGCUGAGAGAGCUGCACUACGUGCUGAACGGAGAAACGCACUCCAUCCCCACGGCUGGCAUCCACGUCAACAUCAUCGACUACACGCUGUCCCGCCUGGAGAAGGACGGGCUCACCGUCUUCUGCGACCUCUCCACGGACCUGGAGCUCUUCCAAGGCACUGGGGACCACCAGUUUGACAUCUACAGGCAGAUGAAAGAGGAGAACUCCAACAGCUGGACUGACUACCACCCCCACAGCAACGUCCUCUGGCUGCACUACCUGGCUGAUAAACUUUUGAAAGCCAUGAGCUACAAGAAGAAGGCGUCAACUCCCGCCCUGAAGAAAAUCAAGACGCAGCUCAGCAAGUUCCACAAGGAAGUGCUGACCUUUGAGUCUGCCCAUGAUGUUCUGCACCACAGCAGCCUCUUCCAGUGAGCAGGAGUCCAAAGAC